Messenger RNA from Acanthosepion pharaonis, 2871 nucleotides. The record is from the annotation of a GenBank genome assembly. NCBI's taxonomy places the organism in Eukaryota, Metazoa, Mollusca, Cephalopoda, Sepiida, Sepiidae.
AUGCCUCCUUCCUCCUUUACUUCCUUCCUUUCUUUUUUUUCUUUCUCCAUUCCUUCUUUCCUUUCUUUCUUUGUCGUUCUUUCAUCAGUUUUACUUUUUCUUUCUUUCUUUGUUUCUUUCUUUCUUUGUUUCUUUCUAAUACAUUCGGUCUUUCUUUCUUUCUUUCUUUCUUUCUUUCUUUCUUUCUUUCUUUCUGAUAAAUUCGUUUUUCUUUCUAUCUUCCUUCCUUCCCCCUUCAUCUCUUUCUCUCUUUCUUCUCUCUCUUUCUCUCUAAUAUGCACUGAAGAUAUAUUUAAAAACUGUAUCGAUUUAUCUGAUGCCUUUGGUGUCCUUCCUUCUUUCCUUCCUUUUCUUUCUCCUUUCCUUCCUUCCUUUCUUUCUUUCGUUCAUUCUAAUAAUAUCGGUUUUACCUUUUCUUUCUUUCUUUCUUUCUUUCUUUCUUUCUUUCUUAUAAAUUCUCCACCAUGUUUCAGAGGCACGAAGUUCUCUCCUUCAAUUAUUGGUUCUUUGUCCGCCUCGUAUGGUUCUAAUGAAGAAACCAAGCGAAUUCAUAAAUAUCUAUCUAUCUAUCUAUCUAUCUAUCUAUCUAUCUAUUUAAUUACCGUUUAUAUCUAUCUAUCUAUCGCAAUUUUUGUACGCUUCAUCGCAGACAAUCGCCUGGGCUGUCUUCAAUUUCUGUGGAAAAGACGACCAAGCAAUAAAUUGAAAACCAAUCUAUCUAUCUAUCUAUCUAUCUAUCUAUCUAUCUAUCUAUCUAUCUAUCUAAUUACCGUUUAUAUCUAUCUAUCUAUCGCAAUUUUUAUCUCUAAUCUAUCUAUCUAUCUAUCUAUCUAUCUAUCUAUCUAUCUAUCUAUCUAUCUAUCUAUCUAUCUAAGUCUUGUAUCUAUCUAUCUAUCUAUCUAUCUAUCUCAGUGUAUGCAUAUCUAUCUAUCUAUCUAUCUAUCUAUCUAUCUAUCUAUCUAUCACUGUCUGUUUUUUCUAUCUAUCUAUCUAUCUAUCUCAGUGUAUGCAUAUCUAUCUAUCUAUCUAUCUAUCUAUCUAUCUAUCUAUCUAUCUAUCACUGUCUGUCUAUCACUAUCUGUCUAUCACUGGCUGUUUUUUCUAUCUAUCUAUCUAUCUAUCUAUCUAUCUAAGUCUGUUCACAUCUAUCUAUCUAUCUAUCUCAGUGUAUGCAUAUCUAAGUCUGUUUACAUCUAUCUAUCUAUCUAUCUAUCUAUCUAUCUAUCUAUAUAUCUAUCUAUCUAUCUAUCUCAGUGUAUGCAUAUCUAUCUAUCUAUCUAUCUAUCUAUCUAUCUAUCUAUCUAUCUAUCUAUCUAUCACUGUCUGUCUAUCACUAUCUGUCUAUCAUUGUCUGAUUUCUAUCUAUCUAUCUAUCUAUCUAUCUAUCUAUCUAUCUAUCUAAGUCUGUUCACAUCUAUCUAUCUAUCUAUCUCAGUGUAUGCAUAUCUAUCUAUCUAUCUAUCUAUCUAUCUAUCUAUCUAUCUAUCUAUCUAUCACUGUCUGUCUAUCACUAUCUGUCUAUCAUUGUCUGUUUUUUCUAUCUAUCUAUCUAUCUAUCUAAGUCUGUUCACAUCUAUCUAUCUAUCUAUCUAUCUAUCUAUCUAUCUAUCUAUCUAUCACUGUCUGUUUUUCUAUCUAUCUAUCUCUCUAUCUCAGUGUAUGCAUAUCUAUCUAAGUCUGUUCACAUCUAUCUAUCUAUCUAUCUAUCUAUCUAUCUAUCUAUCUAUCUAUCUAUUUAUCUAUCUAUCUAUCACUGUCUGUCUAUCACUAUCUGUCUAUCACUGUCUGUUUUUUGUAUCUAUCUAUCUAUCACUGUCUGUCUAUCACUAUCUGUCUAUCACUGUCUGUUUUUUGUAUCUAUCUAUCUAUCUAUCUAUCUAUCUAUCUAUCUAUCUAUCUAUCUAUCUAUCUAUCUAUCUAUCACUGUCUGUCUAUCACUAUCUGUCUAUCACUGUCUGUUUUUUCUAUCUAUCUAUCUAUCUAUCUAUCUAUCUAUCUAUCUAUCUAUCUAAGUCUGUUCACAUCUAUCUAUCUAUCUAUCUAUCUAUCUAUCUAUCUAUCUAUCUAUCACUGUCUGUCUAUCACUAUCUGUCUAUCACUGUCUGUUUUUUGUAUCUAUCUAUCUAUCUAUCUAUCUAUCUAUCUAUCUAUCUAUCUAUCUAUCUAUCACUGUCUGUCUAUCACUAUCUGUCUAUCACUGUCUGUUUUUUCUAUCUAUCUAUCUAUCUAUCUAUCUAUCUAUCUAUCUAUCUAUCUAUCUAUUACUGUCUGUCUAUCACUAUUUGUCUAUCACUGUCUGUUUUUUCUAUCUAUCUAUCUAUCUAUCACUGUCUGUCUAUCACUAUCUGUCUAUCACUGUCUGUUUUUUCUAUCUAUCUAUCUAUCUAUCACUGUCUGUCUAUCACUAUCUGUCUAUCACUGUCUGUUUUUUCUAUCUAUCUAUCUAUCUAUCUAUCUAUCUAUCUAUCUAUCUAUCUAUCUCCAUCAAACAUCGCCAUAAACAUUGUAAAGAAACUUUUUUCUUUUUUUAAUUUUUCAUCAGCCACAAAUCUGCUAAAAAUCUUCCGGUUUGUGUCUUUCUCGGUCGACUUCCGUCUAAUCAUAAUCAAUACAUUUAACUAUCUGGCUCUAUUCAUAUCUAUCUAUCUAUCUAUCUAUCUAUCUAUCUAUCUAUCUAUCUAUCUAUCUUUGACAUUCUGUUUAUAUCUAUCUAUCUAUCUAUCUAUCUAUCUAUCUAUCUAUCUAUCUAUAUGCAUGUGUGUAUGUGUUCACACGCGUGUUCGUGCGUGUGUGUGUGGAUCUGUGCGUUAUUACGCGCGAGUGUGUUUAUCAAGGAUUUUAUUAAAUGCGGCAGAAGCAUUGCCGUUCUGA